AUGGUUCUCAACACGCUUUUGGCCCGCCAGUCGAGUGCAACUGCACCAUAUGACUGGAUUCUUGCCAUUACGUUCAUCGCCUACUUCUUCUCCGCCUUCGGCAAUGGGGCAAACGAUGUCGCAAACGCUUACGCUACCUCGGUCGCUGCUCGCACACUGAGUAUGCCUCAGGUCGGGUUCUUGUCGAUGCUCACAGAGUUCUUGGGGGCUGUCGUGCUUGGCGCCCGUGUCACGAGUACGAUCAAGAAUGGCAUUAUCGACAUUGAUCGUUUCGAGGGUAGACCAGGCGUGCUCAUGUUGGCUAUGGGUUGUGCCGAAGUAGGCAGCGCCGCAUGGUUGAUGUUCGCAACCGGCCAGGGCAUGCCAGUAUCGACAACGCAAACCAUUGUCGGCGCUCUUGUUGGAGUCGGAUUCGCUACUCAAGCCGCAGUCACGUGGGAAUGGACCGGAGGUAGCGUGUCACAAGUUGCGGCCUCUUGGGCGAUUGCACCCGCGAUUGCCGCCUGCUUUUCGGCGCUCUACUUCGGAGUAUUGAAGUACUCUGUACUUGAACGCAAGGACAGCUUCAAGUGGGGUAUGCGUCUCAUUCCAGUCUACUUUGGAUUCACUUCUGCUAUUCUGGCCUUGUUCAUCACCAUUGAGGCACCUGGAUCGGAUCUGGAUGCACUCGGGGCCGGCACGGCAGUUGGAAUCAUCCUCGGCGUCUUCGCUGGCAUGACUCUCAUCUGCUACAUCUUCUUCGUGCCCUUCUUCGAACGAAAGCUCAUCCGGAAAGAUACCCGUCUUCGCGUGUGGCACAUUCCUCUGGGCCCUCUGCUCCGCAAAGAAAACGUUCACCUCUACUUCCCGGGCAAGGGCACCGAGUACGUCACCAAUUAUUAUGCCGACAGCUAUGGCAGAGUUGCUGCCGGAGGCAAAGCUACUCACAACGCGACCGAGCUGGAGUACGAUCACGAACGUGCCACGGAUGAGCCCGCCGUCACAGGCAAGACUUUGGGCGAAACCGACAAAGAUGUUGGAGCGAUGUCGGACUCGCCAUCUCCCAGCACCAGCGGUGCAGGCACGCCGCUUGCAAACAAGACUGGCUAUGUCGCUCCUUACCAACGCUGGAUUGUCCCUGUCAAGGAGAUGUCGUGGUUCAACCCCAAGAAGCUGUGGAAUUGGACCAAGUUUCUUCUUCUACGUGGUGUUACUAUUGACGCUAUCAGCCACGACUCUGACCUUCUUCGCGCCAUCCACUCUCGAGCCAAUCGUUACGAUGUUCGUGUUGAGCAUCUCUGGACAUACUGUCAAGUUCUGUCCGCAAUGCUCAUGUCCAUUGCUCACGGCUCCAACGACAUUGCCAACGCGGUCGGACCUAUAGCGGCUGUCUACGCCACAUACAACUCUGGCGAGGUUAACACCCGAUCUCCGACUCCUGUCUGGCUUUUGGUGAUCGGAGGUUUCCUUCUCGGCCUUGGCUUCUGGUUCAUGGGAUACCAUAUCAUUCGCGCUCUGGGUAACAAGAUCACUCAAAUGAGCCUACUCGCGGCUUUGCUAUCGAGCUCGGUGCUGCUACCACCGUCUUGA
Messenger RNA from Cyphellophora attinorum, 1569 nucleotides. RefSeq names its product Phosphate-repressible phosphate permease pho-4. The record is from RefSeq and is a predicted model, not a curated record. Gene Ontology annotation, cellular component: membrane. The transcript has 2 exons. The coding region runs from base 1 to 1569 and encodes 522 amino acids. Gene Ontology annotation, biological process: phosphate ion transmembrane transport. NCBI's taxonomy places the organism in Eukaryota, Fungi, Ascomycota, Eurotiomycetes, Chaetothyriales, Cyphellophoraceae.